CAGCUGCUCUCUCACUUAAAACUCACAGCCAUUGUCACUCACUUGUCUCCACCCAAAACAUUCUCAAACGUGCUCCUACACAUCCCUCUCCAACGCCCUCCAAUGAGACAGAGGAUCUGCCCUCAAUGAACUGUUACACUGGGCUGGAACCAUUAUCGCUGCGCAGGGAGGUCCGUAAUGUGAAUUAAUUCAGAGCAGCAGGGAGGGAGCAACCAGACGGGGCAGCCACACACUUCGUUUACUAAGAGUGGACUAUCUACAUCGUUAUUGUGGAUUUAUUCUGUGAUUUAUCCGCCUAAUUACAUUUUACUGCAAGACAGCUGUGAUUGAGAGACUCCGCUAUCCAGGCUGCUGGCCAACAUUUCUGAGAGAAUGUCCAUUCUGUAAGUUCAGAAAGAAUUGGUUCCUAAGUGAACAGAAAGAGUCCAGCUUUGGAAGCUUUAUUGUAUGCCGCAUUAUAGGAUAACUGCCUCAAGAAGAUAAGCUUGGUUCGUUUAUAGACUUUUAAUUUCACUUUUCUUUCAACCAGCUCACACAGUUACAUUGGAUAAUUUGAAAAACCUAGACUGUUGUACAAGAUUCUAAUUUUAUCCAGAAAACAUAUCUGGAUCUGGGGAAGUAAUUCUCUGAACCUCUUUUAACAAUGAAGUGUUUGUAAACAGGGAAAUGCCUGUGAUGCAUACCAUGGGAAGCCCAGAAUGUGGCUUUUCCCGAUCUUCCCAGCAAACUCUUUCCAGGAGUCACUGCAAGAACAUCAGGCAAAAGAUCUCCCAUUGGGAAGGAAGAACCAGCAACAGCGGCUCCUGUGGAGACCUUCUGAAUAUUAAACCAGAAAGUCCUCCUAAAGAUCGCAAUGCAUUCACACGAUCGACUGCAGAAAGACUGGGUGACAGGAAAACAGGUCUGCAAAGAACUAGACAGUUUGACCUGGAUUUCAGGGAAGGAGGCAGGGGCAAAAGAUUUGAUGGGGAAAAUAAAAGAAUAGCUAAAAAUGAUUCCAGUAUAUAUGAGGAGGAUGAGCUAGAAAGUAAUUCUUCUUGUUUUAGCGGAAAAGAGAAUGAACAUGAGUAUUUAGACCCAGAUGAACUUCCUCCAGGGAAUUUUUAUACAUCCCCAGGGAUGUUCAAAAAAGGUAGUGUAAUUUCAGAAGACAACUUGAAGGAAAUGGUCCUGGAAUUUAAAAAGAAAAGGGGACGAAGCUAUUCAACCGAUGGAGAUCUUGAUUUGAAAGGUUUAACAAGUCAAAAUUUUGCAAUAAAAAGCUUGGAAAACAUUUAUUAUGAUUCCGAGAGAUUGAAAGACAUUCCUUCUAUUAACCCCUUACCGAAGCCCCGAAGGACAUUUCGAUAUUCUACAGACCAUCACCAUGAAGAGCGUAAAGACUAUAACCACCGAAGAAGGAAGUCUGUGGAUGAAAGCGACACAGAAUCUUCUGAUCCUUCAAUUCCACCUCCAGAACCAAAAAAGACUGGGAACAGGAAACUCAGACCUAGAUCUAAAAGGAAAUCAUUUGAAUUUGAAGAUGUUCAGACAUUCAGACGGUUAAUUCAUCACGCAAAUCACCCCGAGAUCUCAGAAGAACCCAGAGAGCCUUCAAGAUCUGCUCUGUACCACACAGUGUCAGAAGACAAUAUCUAUGAGGAUAUUAUGUAUCCAUCUAAGGAGAAUCCUUAUGAAGACAUUAAAAUAUCUCCUUUACCUGUAUGGCGUGUCCCAUCCAUAUGGAAGCUACCACCGCCACGACGCACCAUCAAAACACCAAAGAUUCCAUCAAAGCCAAAUUUUCUGAAGAGACAAACGUUAGAACUAAAAAGCACAAAACUUUAUCUUAACAAAAAAGCACCAAAGGAUUCAACCCUUCCAGUAACCCUAAUGGAGUGGAAAGUUUUCCGGAGUGGAGGAGAGUCAACUAAAAAGAGGAAGGCAUUCCCCCGGCUUGUUAUGAAAAUACAAGACAUUUUUGAUGCAAAGCGAGGAAAGAAGAAAGUUAAAGUACAGACAUUUACGGGACAGGAUUCCUCUCCGUCUAAAGGUGAAGCCAGUGAAACUGAAAGUGACACAGACGAUCGACAAAAAAAGCACUGUAAGCGGUUGCUUCAGGUGCCAAACUCGUUGAAACGGAACCCACAUUAUCAGACACUGGAGAGAGAUCUCAUCGAGCUUCAGGAACAGCAGCUUUUCGAGCUCUUUGUGGUUGUAUCUUUACAGAAAGAUCCAUCAGGAGAUGGAUACAUUCCGGCCGUGAUACAACAGUACCCCCCUAAGAAUGAGUGGCCGUUAAAACAGUCAAGAGACAUGGAAGACCGGCUUAAACUUAUCCCCCAGUUUUGCUUUCCUGAUUCAAAAGACUGGACUACAACAUCGGAAUUAAAAAGUGAAACAUUUUCCUUUGUUCUCACUGGAGAAGAUGGGAGCAGGUGGUUUGGCUACUGCAAAAAGCUUCUGCCACAAGGGAGGGGGAAACGAUUGCCUGAAGUAUACUGCAUGGUCAGUCGAUUAGGCUGCUUCAACCUCUUUUCUAAGAUACUUGAUGAAGUGGAAAAAAGAAGGAAAAUGUCAGAGAAGAAAGAUCUUGUGUCAAUGUUCAUGCGUAGUGUCAUGGAAGCACCCUUCCCUGCACCUGGACGCACUAUAACUGUGAAAAGCUCCCUGCCUGGAUCAGGAGAUGGGGUAAUAGAGCUGUGCAGACCCAUGGAUUCCAGACUUGAACAUGUAGAUUUUGAUUGCUUAUUCAAGUGCCUGAGUGUUUCUCUUCUCAUCAAAGUGUUUGCUUCACUUCUGCUUGAAAGACGGGUCAUCUUUGUCGCUGAUAAUCUCAGCACUUUGUCUAAAUGUGCCCAUGCUGUGCUGGCUACACUCUAUCCAUUCACAUGGCAGCACACGUAUAUCCCUGUUCUUCCGGCUUCAAUGAUUGAUAUUGUCUGCUCUCCUACUCCUUUUCUGAUUGGUAUUCUGUCUUGUUCCUUACCACUGCUCAAUGACCUUCCCAUUGAAGAGGUACUGAUAGUUGAUCUCUGUGGAAACAAGUUCCUGCAAGCGUUAUCCGAUGAAGAUGACAUAUUGCCUCACAAGCUUCAGGCUGCCUUAGUCCAAAUAUUGGAGCAGAGAGAUCACAUCAUGUUUCAGGAGCAGCUUUCUGAAGAAGAAGUGACACUGAACUCCCUAGUAUCAGAAGCCUUUGUCUGGUUCUUUGUGGAAAUUGUGGGACAUUACUCCCUGCACAUGUAUGUGAAUGAGAAAGGCGAGCGUGUAUUCCAGAGAGAGCCAUUCCGUAAAUCCCACACUUCCAGAAGCACACGGCAGUUCCUUGACAUCUUCAUGGAAACCCAAAUGUUUGCCGGAUUCACUCAAGAUCGGGAGCUCAGGAAGAGUGGGGUCAAAGGUUUGUUUGAAGUGCGUGCUCAUGAAUAUCUGAAAACUCUCCCUGAGACAGAACCCAGUGGAGUGAACAAAUUUUUAAGGGGACUGGGAAGUAAGAUAAAGUUUCUCCAGAAGAAGUGAUCUAAUGAGUGAAAGGUUGGCUCUUCCAUGGAAGAUAAUACAACGUACUUGUUCGUAAUGAGAUUUCAUUACUGGCUGUGCUCUCCCCACUCAGUGUAGAUCCUCCUGAAGGUCUGAAGGAUGAUUUGGAAACGUAGUAAAGGAGACCGCUCCAUCUUGAAAUUUCCUCUGCUGAAAUGAAGGAACUUUUACUUUAUGAGGAGGCAGAUAGUUGUUUUUCUCAGUUCAGUAAAUGAGGGGAUUUUCUGUUCAGAAGACAACUGAAGUCAAAAUGGAAACUAGCAACACUCCAGCACUACACAUCUUCCCAAGUAGCUGGUUCGUUUAUCAUCAGUGAUUCCAGGAUGAAGAAUCACCUGCUUUAUAUGGUAAUAAAGAUGGAGACUGCAGUGUUUGACAGACAAUAUGCAAUUGUAGUUUCUAGCACAGUAAAUAAAAUGCUAAGAUAGACAAGAGGAUGGAUAAGGUGAGACUCAAAGCUCUGGAUGUUCUCUGGAUCAAAUUCAUCAUUAAACCAUGUUGGGUAGUGGCUUAUGGCAUCACAUUGUACUUUUUGCACAAUAACAAUAUACGUUAUAAAUAAACUUUAACUGAAGUGUUUACAAUAAA
This is a messenger RNA of Xenopus laevis (African clawed frog), 4110 nucleotides long. RefSeq names its product DENN/MADD domain containing 2C L homeolog (gene dennd2c.L). The transcript is spliced from 19 exons. NCBI's taxonomy places the organism in Eukaryota, Metazoa, Chordata, Amphibia, Anura, Pipidae. The coding region runs from base 667 to 3501 and encodes 944 amino acids. The record is from RefSeq and is a predicted model, not a curated record.